AUAAACAAAAAUCGAAAACAAGAGUUAAGGAAGGUUACCACAUAUUCAUAUUUUUUGCGUUUAUAUGAUAAUUUGUUAUUAAUUGUGUUGAAGUGUUACCUAUUCUCUCUCUCAAAAAACCCGACCGGAUGUGUGUACCGGAUCACACUUUAUCACAAGCCGAUGAUCUAAUUAUUGAUUGAAUUGCGGACCUAGAAGAAAUGGAAGAACAACAGGGACCAGAGGUGACAUUCCUCUUUCAAUUUGGCCUUGUGAGAGAUGCUAUUACAGUACCACAGUCAUCCCUUAAUCUCAAAACUAUCAAGAAUCUCGCCUGUACGUUCCUGACUUCCAAGAUUCCUGAUCAUGGAGUGAACAAGCUGGAAGAUCGGCUGUUAUUAUUCCGUCAUGCUUACAAUUCGAAUAAUAUAUUACAAUUGAUCAACUCAGCUUCUGAAAUUACUGAUGAGACCCUAAUUGAAAUUGUAUUAACUGGGAAAGUGAUGACAGAAUGUUCUGGACCAGACAUAACAAUAGUAAGGCCACAUGCACUCUCAGUUCAUUCUUACAAAACACCCACAUUUUGUGAUUUUUGUGGAGAGAUGCUUUUUGGUUUAGUCAGACAAGGUUUAAAAUGUGAUGGUUGUGGUCAAAAUUACCAUAAGAGAUGUGUGGUAAAAGUGCCAAACAAUUGUACUUAUACUUUGGCAGAGGAAAAACAAAGAAGAAGGUCAACAAAUCUCCAGGUACCACGAAGUCCUUCAGGUGGUUCAAAUACUUCUUUGGCUUCAGCAAAUUCUACACAAACUGAGGAUAGUGGCUUGAGUAAUAAUAGAUCGCCAUCUUUGGGAGGUAGGCCUGUUUGGGUUGAAAAAGAAUUAUCAUCCAGAGUCAAAAUUCCACAUACUUUUGUUUUACACACCUACACUCGACCAACUGUGUGUCAGUAUUGCAAAAAAUUACUCAAAGGGUUGUACAAGCAAGGGCUGCAGUGCAAGGAUUGCAACUAUAAUGCACACAAAAAGUGUAUACCUAAAGUUCCCAAAGACUGUACAGGGGAACUACCAAGAGAUGCAUCAGGUAAUUUUGAGUACAUUGAUAGUUGUAUGAACAAUGAUCAUUUGCAUUCAACUCUGGUGGAGGAAGAGUCAGAUGCAGUAAAAGACUCAUCAUCAUCAUCAGAAAAUGGUGACAAGUUCAUUGAGGUUAUGCCUGUCCAUGAUGAUGAUCUUGAUAUCACUCCUUCCAGUUGCAGUUCCUCAACUCCCAGUGCCAACAUUCCAUUACAACGAAUAGUUCAAUCAGUGAAACAUACCAAGAGAAGGGGCUCCAAAGUGAUCAAAGAAGGAUGGCUGGUCCAUUUCACUAACAAAGACAAAACGAUAAGGAGACAUUUUUGGAGGUUGGAUACCAAAUCCAUUGUGUUAUUUCAAAAUGAACAGAGUUCAAAGUAUUACCGAGAAAUACCUCUUUCUGAGAUUCUGACAAUAGAUACAGCAAGAAUAAAACAAGGAGAGUUUAUGCACUGCUUUGAGAUAAGGACAGCCAACAUUGAUUAUUUUGUCGGUCAAGAUCCACUAUUUGAUUUGCAAGAUGGAAGUUUGGUGAAUCUUCCACCACCUGACAGUGGUGUUGGUGCAUAUCUUGCCAAAAGCUGGGAAUCGACCAUAAGACAAGCAAUAGUGCCAGUACAGGCCAAUACAAAACACGAGGAAACAAGUGUCAGGGAAGAAGAAAUAACGGACAUGAGCCAAAUCUACCAGAUCUAUCCGGACGAGGUUUUGGGCUCCGGCCAAUUCGGAAUAGUAUACGGGGGUGUGCACAGGAGGUCGGCGAGACCGGUUGCGAUCAAAGUAAUCGAUAAAUUGCGGUUCCCCACCAAACAAGAGGCCCAAUUGAAGAACGAAGUGGCGAUCCUGCAGAAUCUGUCCCAUCCGGGAGUAGUCAACUUGGAGCGCAUGUUCGAAACCCCCGAAAGGAUUUUCGUGGUCAUGGAGAAACUCAAGGGGGAUAUGUUGGAAAUGAUAUUAUCUCAUGACAAAGGAAGGUUGACCGAACGUGUCACCAAGUUUAUUAUUACGCAAAUACUUAUAGCUUUAAAGCAUUUACAUAGUAAGAAUAUUGUUCACUGUGAUUUGAAACCUGAAAACGUACUAUUAAGCUCGGACGCCGAGUAUCCCCAAGUGAAACUAUGUGAUUUCGGAUUCGCUAGAAUCAUAGGAGAAAAAUCAUUCCGUAGAUCUGUAGUUGGGACGCCUGCAUAUCUAGCGCCAGAAGUCUUACGCAACAAAGGUUACAACCGUUCGUUAGACAUGUGGAGCGUUGGCGUCAUAGUGUAUGUUAGUCUUAGCGGUACUUUCCCAUUCAACGAAGAUGAAGACAUCAACGAACAAAUUCAGAAUGCCGCGUUCAUGUAUCCGACAAAUCCUUGGGAAGAUAUAUCUUCAGAUGCUAUUGAUCUCAUUAACAAUUUACUUCAAGUCAAGCAGAGGAAGAGAUAUACUGUGGAUAAAUCAUUAGUACAUACUUGGUUACAGGAUUACGAAACGUGGUGCGAUUUGAGAACGUUGGAAAACCAAGUGGGUGUUAGGUACUUAACACAUGAAUCGGACGAUGCACGAUGGGAGCAAUACAGAUCUGAGCUAUGACCUGAGAAGGGCUGGCUUCACAGCAUCAAGAAGUGCCUUCGUGGUCUCAGAACGUGAGGAAUCUCCAAUACGAAUAAAAUUGCACAACAGUCGGGUAUGCAGUGUGCCAAGUAUUAUAUACGAUAUUCGGGUUAUUAUAGGAAGGAAACAUAAUAAAUUAAUGUAUAAUU
Messenger RNA from Phaedon cochleariae (mustard beetle), 2797 nucleotides. The record is from the annotation of a GenBank genome assembly. NCBI's taxonomy places the organism in Eukaryota, Metazoa, Arthropoda, Insecta, Coleoptera, Chrysomelidae.